Molecule: messenger RNA, 2161 nt
Organism: Daphnia pulicaria
Lineage: Eukaryota; Metazoa; Arthropoda; Branchiopoda; Diplostraca; Daphniidae
Product: proteoglycan 4-like
Exons: 2
Coding region: 68-1984 (638 amino acids)
Source: RefSeq, a predicted model, not a curated record
CCGGCUAUAAAAUCAUGUCCCGAUGUAACAUUUCGAUCAUACAAGCGUCUCAGUUCAGAACAUCACCAUGAAGUGCUUGUUCAUCUUUACCUUGGUAACGGUGGGUGCCCUGACGUGCCCCACAGAGGGAUGUAUGUCAGAAGCUCAUAACGCGAACCAAAAAUCUAACAGCAACGACAGCCACGAGUCACAUGAGGAUGAACACGUCACGACGGUCAAAUCCGUCCCUGUGGCAAACGGAGCUCAUACUUUUUCCAUUAUCCCAGCCAAAUCUGUCGUCGUUAUUGCUUCUGAGAAAACCGCAACUGUUUCUGAAACAACGAACAAACCUGCAGCUCCCGAGAUGAUUCAUUCAACCCCCCUGACCGCUACCCCAGUUAUCUCGACCAACACAGAUCACAUUCAAUUGAAUGCAACCACCGCUCUGCCAGUAUCUUCCACCCAAAAACCAGCCCUUGUUUUUGCCGAAACAACCAACAAAGCUGUCCCGACUGCAGUUACUGCGCAUCAGAUUAUCACGGCGACUCCGAUGGUCGAAGAAGUGAUGUCGGUGAAGCCUGCCAUUCUUUCUUUGAAUGCUACAGAUAAAUCUGUCAAUGUUACCGUUGAAACAGUUAGCAAAGCAACCUUCACAACUGCCGCUCCGAUGGCAAACACAAAUGCGGCUAUUGCUGAACAUUCGACUGAAAAACCAGCAGUUCAGGUUGUUCCAGAGAUAACCAAGCUUACCACUGCUGCUUUAGUCAAUUCCACUGAAAAACCUGCAGUCCAAAUUGUUCCAGAGAUGACCAAACUUACCACUAUUGCUGCGGUAAAUUCUGAUGAAAAACAUGCAGUCCAAAUUGUUCCAGAAUUGGCUAAGUUUACAACUGCUGCUGAAAUAAGUUCCACUGAAAAACCUGCAGUCCAAAUUGUUCCAGAGAUGACCAAACUUACCACUGCUGCUGCGCAAAAUUCUACUGAAAAACCUGUAGUUCAAACUGUUCCAGAGGUUACCAAGCUUACCACUAUUGCUGCAAUAAGUUCUACUGAAAAACCUGCAGUCCAACCUGCUCCAGAAUUGGCCAAGCUUACCACUGUUGCUGCGGUAAAUUCUACAGAAAAACCAGCAGUCCAAAUUGUUCCAGAAUCGGCUAAGCUUACAACUGCUGCUGAAAUAAGUCCUACUGAAAAACCUGCGGCCCAAGUUGUUCCAGAGAUGGCAAAGCUUACCACUGUUGCUGCGGUAAAUUCUACUGAAAAACCUGCAGUUCAAACUGUUUCAGAGGUGACCAAGCCUACCACUGCCGAAACUACUGUUGCUGCGCAAAAUUCUACUGAAAAACCUGCAGUCCAAGUUGUUCCAGAGAUGGCAAAGCUUUCCACUGUUGCUGCGGUAAAUUCCGUAAAUUCUACUGAAAAACCUGCCGUCCAAACUGUUCCAGAAAUGGCCAAGCUUACAACUACUGCUCCGCAAAAUUCUACAGAAAAACCAGCCCAUUUUGCGGUGGAGCCCGUCACGGUUGUCUCUGCAAUUCCAACUGAAAAACCAACUCACGUAGCCGAAUCGAUGAGUAACAACACAACUGCCGAGGUAACUACAGUUAAGACGACUCCUUCCACAUUUGUCGUUAAUACUGAAGUUCCUAUGCCAAUCCGGCGGGACAAAAGACAAGCUAAUAACAUGACGACAAAGAAGCCUGAAACUAUCACGAUGAAGCCUGUCGCUACCACGAAAAAACCGAUUGCUACCACAAAGAAACCCUCGGUACCAAGUAACACAACUCCGGUUUUCGGUCGAAAAGUUUCGACUAGGGCCCCGAUCCCGGUGACACGUCGAGCUCGCCAGGGUACGACCGUUCGUCCAAGCGCCACAGGAUCACGUGUGACGACUAGAAAACCAGUCAACCCAACAACUAGACAACCAGUUAAACUUUCACCAAUGCAGUCGACUGUCAACACGCCAGUAACGACGAAGCCGCUUCCAGUUACACCGAAAGUCUAACGCAACUUUGAGGACAACAGAAAUUCUAACGCUAAAUAAUUAAAUAUAAAGCACUAAAUCCUUUCACUAAUUUAACUAAAAACUAACGUUGAACUUUUGUUCAAGCGGAGCUAGGUUCGAUUCUCUUAUCAGUUUUCUCAUUGGUGAAUUUGUCAAUAAAAUUUGAACUAAACUGGA